AUGAAGGAUUCAUCGAGCGACACUGAAUACGUUGUGAACGAAGACCAUCUUAACAGCGUCAUUACUGAGUACUUAUUGUUUAGUGGGCUUAAAGAUACUGCCAUCAGGUUUAGUGAGGAGUGCGUUAAUGCUGGAAAAGCUAAUCCAAAUUUAAAUCAGAUUCAAACUGCUGCUGAAAAAGUUAAACUGCAGAGCGAUUUAAUAUCGGCCUACAAGAACGGAGAUCAUACCGAAUUCUUUUCCUUGUGGAACACCAGUUUGCCUCCUGAAACUUUGAAUGCAGAUAAGGAAUGUCAACGACUAGAAUUUUCAUUGCAAAUUUAUUUUGCAAUUUAUCCAAGGCUAUCGCCUUUAGAUUCACUGGAUGCGAGUGAGAGUAUGGCGCGUUUUAGAAAGUAUCUUGACAAUCGUGGAUCGAACUUUAGUCAAUCAAGAGAUCUACUACCAUAUUUUGCAUUACCGUUUGUGCCUGAUUUAAGAAAUCAUGAAGAGUUUAAAAGCUUAUUUAAGAAAAAUCAGGAAUUGAUCAUUAAGCGAGCUGAUCGAAAUCUACAAGCAAGUGAACAACGUGUAGUAAAAUAUAUUAAACGUUUCAAUAAAAUACAGGCUGACUAUCAUAACUUAAUCGGGAUUACUGCAGAAUUGGUGGAUGUUAUGGAGGAUUCAAUUAAAGGGAAACCGGUGACAACGGAGUAUCUUCGAACAGUUUGUAAUCGUCUUUUUGCCGGUAGUAUUGCCAAUCAAUCGGUGGAUAUCUCUCGACCCGGAACGGCUUCUGCGCUACUUCGCCAGUCUGUUGCAAUCAAUGAAAGCACAUCCAUAUUGAAACCAGUGAGAUCUUCUAUGGAUGGAAGUAACGAACCAACUGUAUUAGACUUCAAUAAAAUAAAACUAGACAUAUCCACGGAAAGCGACCCGGCUAAAGGUUUUCUGUUGCAAGCACUUCGUUGGAGAAUUACCAAAGCAUCAUCCAUUGAAUACCGUGAUGAAACAAUGGCUAGCUAUUCUUCAAACGAUUUACUCGGUUGCGUGGAAAGUGGAAAUUAUCAGGAUACACUUUUAGAAUUACUAAAUGAAGGAUUAUUGAGGCAAAGUCUUGCAAGAUUUCUUAAUGCGAUUGCAUCAUUAAGCGCUGGAAAGAUUCGUUGUGAAAGUAAAGCCAGUGCUGUCUUAAAAGUUCUUUGCGAUCUCUUAGGGCAUGAAAACCGCGAAGUUCGACCUUACGUUAAUGGUGCACUGUAUAGUAUUUUAUCAAGACCUACAAUUCGUGAAGAGGCUAAAGCCAUGGGAUUGGAAGACAUGCUCAAUUAUUAUCAGAGUGAUAGUAACGCUGAAGAAAGACGUCAAAUGGAAUUUAUUUUAAAACAAUUAAACUCAGAAAACAGACACGAUGAAGAAGAUGAUGCAGCUUCAGAUGACGAGGACGAAGAAGACGAUGAUGAUGAUCAAGAAACUCUCGAGGAGGACAUCGACAAGGACGACAAUAUUGUACCAGAUGACGGGGAUUUAUAUGGUGAAAAUCUUUUAAAAGUCAGAUAUUCGGUGGCUCUAGGUGUUAAGCACAAGAAAAGAGAAAGGGUAAUUUUACUUAGUGAAAUUGUUAUUACUUCUUACUAUCAGUCGUAA
This is a messenger RNA of Trichoplax adhaerens, 1626 nucleotides long. RefSeq lists its product as uncharacterized. Bases 1 to 1626 code for a protein of 541 amino acids. The record is from RefSeq and is a predicted model, not a curated record. Gene Ontology annotation, cellular component: ciliary basal body; centriole; ciliary tip. Gene Ontology annotation, molecular function: protein binding. Gene Ontology annotation, biological process: cilium assembly. The transcript has 18 exons. Lineage: Eukaryota; Metazoa; Placozoa; Uniplacotomia; Trichoplacea; Trichoplacidae.